Messenger RNA from Cherax quadricarinatus, 1146 nucleotides. The record is from RefSeq and is a predicted model, not a curated record. Lineage: Eukaryota; Metazoa; Arthropoda; Malacostraca; Decapoda; Parastacidae.
AUGCAUCUCUCCCACCUGCAGUCCAAGGAAUACAAGUCGAGGAACUUCAACCGUUCCCAUGGUUGUGUUACAGAGGGUGACUGUCGUGAAGCAGGCUGGGGUGUUAGCAACGAGGGAGCCCCAGGCUCCAGAAUCCUUAUCUUCGUGGAUGUUCCUCUCAUGCCCAGACAUCAGUGCCAGGCAGCAUACCCAGCACUGGGUCAGAAAGACUUAUGUGCCGGGCAAGGAGGUGCUGGCUCCUGUGUAGGCGACAACGGAGGUGCGUUGAUGUGUGUCACAGCUAACGGAGAUACUUUGACUGCCCUUAUGUCCUGGAGAGAAGGCUGUGCCCGCCCUGGCAAGCCUGCUGUUUAUAUGGACGUGGGCAAAUACAUCUCCUGGAUUAGCAACGUGACUGGCUUGGUACUACGUUCCUGAGGCGUCGCAGAACUCGUUAAUAAAGAAAGCUGCGAUAUUCUAGCAGGAAUAAUUCAUAAGUAACACCUAGCCUUGUUACCUAGAAGAGGUACUACACUCCAGAGUCUUUGUAAACCUGAGUAAUAAAGAAUAAAAAUGCACUAAUCUGGGUUUAAAUGGGUGGUUUAAACCCCAUCGGUUCCGUGGUUUGUUUACAAUGGUAGCAGUAAUUCACAAGUAGCUCAUAACCUUAUUACCUAGUAGUAAAGAGGUACCGUGCUCCCGAGGCUUUACCGAUACAUGUAAUAAAGACAGGAACAAUUCAUAACUCACAAAACUGUUAUCUAGCAGUAAAGUAAUACCCAAAAGCUAUAAGACUGUCGUGGGUGGCAUCCUGGGGUGGUAAUCCCCAUAUUCUCAUGGUGUGGGUGGUAGGCACCCCAUACCCAUACUGCAGGUGGUAGCCAAUUCACAGAGGCACGUAAUGGGUCCAGGGACUGGAGCCCAAACCAGUUACAGUAGUACUGAAUUAGUAAGUAUAUUCAGGUAUACACAAAUACAUAGCAGCAUAUGUGUAGACAACCUGGGAUAACCCAAAAAAGUCAGAUUGACUUAUUUCUAUUGGGUCUAAGAAGGGCCCACUACCUGCCCGAAAUGCCCCGGUAUGAUACUGACUUUAUUUGUACCAAUCAAAUUAUGAAAUAUAAUCACACACUGCAACCUUUGCAAAGAAAUAAAUUUUUGUAUCUG